Microstroma glucosiphilum is the source of this 1188-nucleotide messenger RNA. RefSeq lists its product as hypothetical. The record is from RefSeq and is a predicted model, not a curated record. The coding region runs from base 1 to 1188 and encodes 395 amino acids. The transcript has 3 exons. NCBI's taxonomy places the organism in Eukaryota, Fungi, Basidiomycota, Exobasidiomycetes, Microstromatales, Microstromataceae.
AUGUCCUCCCUCCGCACCCUCUUGACUCUUACCUCUCUGCUAGCCGCCACCGGCGUCUCGGCGCAGAAUAUUUCUGGAGCCCCUACAGGUAAUCCCUCUGCUGCCAGCGGCCAGACUUUCAAUGAGCCCACCAGCUCUUGGACUCAGUGGCAGGCUAAGCCCACAUACGCUUAUACGGACCUGCCUGAUCAGUACCUCGGUACCACUGGCAAUCCUGACUCGAAUGGCUAUGUGCCACCUCAAGAGGGUUACAAUCGAUGUCUUCAAGGAGACGGCUCGUGGAACUCCAACUCUUCUUGUCAGACUGCCUGGAUCAACUCAGUCGAUGACUUCUGUCUCUGGGGACCCCCAGGAGAGGGAGAGGAAGUCGGAUCGUUUGAGAGGAAAGCCGUCGCUUACUGCACCAAGCCUACGCACGGAACCCGUCUGAUUCCCGAUGGUACCCUCACUGGUGUGCACUUUGUCGCUACCUCGGACUAUGUACAGGUGACUGGUCUGGGAGACUUUACUACAAUGGGGUACGUCGACGGUGACGCUGGUGGAGAGAUGGAUCCUCACGGUGAGGACGACCGUUCAAAUCCCAUCGGAGGAGUCGUCUACACGACGGCUCAGCCAGACCGUGAGGGUCAGGCCACCUUUGUACGAGAAUGGACAAACUUCAUGUCCUUUGACCGAUUCUGCUUUCGAGCCUGCUGGGGUGAGCUAGCCCGACUACAGUGUCAGCACAUCUACGACGUUCUUGGAUGCAACUUUAACAUCCCAGCUAAUUACUCCGAGGGAUUCGAAGACUGCACUGGUGAAAUUGCUAUGCUGCAAGGAAUUUACUCUACCCGUGGUUCCACUUCGACCUUUCAACAAGGAGACGCAACUACACCUCAACCUCACCCUGCUCCGUCUUCUUCGUGCAAGAGCGUCUCGUCGGUAGGAAAUGGUGGUGUUCUACUAGCCACCUACUCUUCGUCUGCUACUAGCAUGUCUACAGCUUCACGAUCCUCUAGCGUCAGCGGAGUGGAUGCCGCCGCCAGUCGAUCUACCUCGACCGCCGCCGGAUCUGCUUCUUCGACGGCUUCCUCUGCUGGAUCUGGAUCCGCAUCCACAAAUACUUCUGCAGCAUCGUCCGCUUACACUGCCGGAUCUGCCCUUGUGCUCCUUGCAGCUGUAGGUGUCGCAAUGGUCACACUGCUUUAA